Caenorhabditis briggsae is the source of this 1338-nucleotide messenger RNA. It is a transcript of the gene Cbr-cln-3.2, whose product is annotated as Protein CBR-CLN-3.2. Gene Ontology annotation, biological process: regulation of intracellular pH; lysosome organization. Gene Ontology annotation, cellular component: membrane; lysosome. The record is from RefSeq and is a predicted model, not a curated record. Lineage: Eukaryota; Metazoa; Nematoda; Chromadorea; Rhabditida; Rhabditidae. The transcript has 8 exons. The coding region runs from base 1 to 1338 and encodes 445 amino acids.
AUGGAGGUGGCAAGUGGAGGAGCACCGGGUCCUCGAAGGAAUUCGAUUGCUUUUUGGCUCCUCGGUCUUUGCAACAACUUUGCCUAUGUUGUGAUGCUCAGUGCGGCCAAGGAUAUUCUAGAAAAAGACGCAAAGCACAUCGAAAAACCCUGCCGACCAGAAGUCACAACUCGAGAAUGCCACAUUCUGUCGACUGGAUCUGUCCUUUUAGCCGACAUUAUACCGGCACUCAUUAUAAAAAUGUCGGCACCCAUGUUCAUUCAUAGGGUUCCGUUUGGAAUCCGCCAUACAACUGUGGUGCUCCUUCAAGCUGCUAGUUUUCUGAUUGUUGGAAUUAGUGAUUCUACAGGAAUUGCAUUAUUUGGUGUCAUUUUGGCAAGUUUCGGAAGUGGACUCGGCGAGAUUUCGUAUUUGGCAUUGAGCUCGAAUUAUCCAUCAAGCGUCGUCGCUGCAUGGUCUUCUGGAACCGGUGGCGCUGGUCUCAUUGGAGCAUCUGUCUAUGCUCUCCUCACGGAUUCAAAACUUCUAGCGGUUUCUCCAAAACACACGAUGCUCAUAAUGCUUACUCUUCCCGUACUCUUCUCUUUUGCUUAUUGGUCAAUCCUUCAAAUUCCAAGAAGCAUUCAUAGAGCAAAACUCUUUCAACCAUCCACGUGGAUUAUUGAUGGAGGAAGGACAACGAUGUCUUCAGAAGCCGGAAGAAUAUCAGGAGAAGAAGGAGAAACACUUCUGAGACACACAGAUUCUGCGGAAGGAGAAUUGAUGUUGAGAGGAGAGGAAGUGAGCGGGAAUUCGAAUUCAAUGUCCAGAAUUCAAAAGGCUCUUCCGUUGCUGAGAUUUAUGAUUCCCUUGAUAUCGGUAUAUUUGGCAGAGUAUUACAUCAAUCAAGGACUGCUUGAAUUAAUGGAAUUCGAUUGCUCGCAUGGGUUCUCGAUGAGCUCUGAAAGCCAGUAUCGCUGGUUUCAAGUCACUUAUCAACUCGGAGUUUUUGUAUCCAGAUCUUCUUCGAAUUAUCUGACAAUUCCCACGAAACACCUAACAACUUUGGCUAUUCUUCAGACUUUCAACGCCGUCUUCUUCACAUUUACCGCCAUUUAUUCGAUUUUUCCCCAUAUUUUCCUCGCAUUCCUUGUGAUUUUCUUCGAAGGAUUACUGGGCGGAGCCAGUUAUGUGAAUACAUUCCGGGCGGUUCAUCGAGAAAUUCCCGUUGAGUCUCGAGAAUUUUCCAUGGGCGUCGUCUCGAUUUCCGAUACGAUUGGUAUCGUUUUCGCCGGUUUUCUUGCCAUGCCAGUGCACAACAAAAUAUGCUCAUUGCCAUUGCGAUAUAAUGUUAUUUAA